This is a messenger RNA of Mycena indigotica, 1242 nucleotides long. RefSeq lists its product as uncharacterized. The transcript has 3 exons. The coding region runs from base 1 to 1242 and encodes 413 amino acids. The record is from RefSeq and is a predicted model, not a curated record. Lineage: Eukaryota; Fungi; Basidiomycota; Agaricomycetes; Agaricales; Mycenaceae.
AUGGCCAAGCUGGGUGGUCUACCCGCCGAACUUAUUGACGCCAUCUGCGCCGGGCUGCGUCGACGGGACCUGGCCGCGUUCAUCCGCACGGACCGCCACUUGAGCCGCCGAUGCCUCCGCACGCUGGAAGGGAGUCCGAUGCUGGCGGAACACGUCAACAUAAUGCUCAUGUGCGCCUCUGUCUUCCUCCGCGCGCUUGUGUCGCUCAUGCGAGUCGCCAGCGGUUGGCAACUGGAGCCUCUCCUCCAGGGAUUCGCCAAGCUCCAUGUAUCGGCUUACAUUUCUCCACCCCCACCGCUAUUCGCAUGUCUUGUGUCUUCCUCCGACUUGCACUUCCCGCUGCUCCAGAUGUGCGACCUGCCGGGCAGUCCGACUCCCCCAAUCGUGGACUUCCUCGAAGAACAUCCUCACAUUUCGAGUCUGGUGGUGUCCUACCCUCCGAGCCGCACUCCGCAGAGCGAUAUCGAAAUCCCUCCCACUCUCCGGCUCCCCCUUCUGAACAAGUUCAACGGGCCGCCUUCUUUUGCGGUCAUGCUCCUCCCGCACGCGCGCGUCGAGCGGCCACACAUUCUGUGGCCUGCGAGCUCUUUCACCGCCGAGAGCGUCCAAACUGUCUUUGCCGCUGCCGCACGUGCCGCUGUCGAGGUUUCUGUCAUCAGAAACACGGUCCCGCGUUACAGCACCUUCAUCGCGGCCGCAGCGGCCACCCAUCUGCCCAAUAUCCAGGUGUUCACCAUGGUCGUCAAUGCACCAGCCGUCCCCGAUGAACGCGUGACGUUCUAUGCCAGUGUCACGAGCGCGCUCCCCGCUUUAACGGCGCUCACCACCAUCCGUCUGCACGAAUUCGACUCGGUCCGCAGAUUCUACGACGAGUCGCGCACCACCGAGUCCUUCGACGCGGAAGCCGAGGAGGAAUUCGCCAUCGUCCGGCGGUGGAGCGCUGUCUGCCCCACCCUCGUGCGCGUCGCCGUCCAGCUCUUCUAUGAGUGGCUCUGCCCCACGGCGGCGGUCGGGACGAACUCGGUCUGGGUCCCGAGCAAAGUAGUGCCGCGGGCCACCGGCGUGUCGCGGAGCAGGUCGAUGUGGUGGGCAAAGAAAGUGCUGACAGACGAAACCCUGCCGUCAACAUAUCUGCGCUAUCUGCGGGAGAUGAUUGGCACCGAGGCCGCGGACGAUAUGGAUCCAAGGACUGCAUUGGAAGAGUUUAAAACACGCCAUGACGCGCUGCAUGUCGUGCAAUAG